AAAGUGCAUUUUUAGAAGGAUUCUGGGAGGAGUGGCAGAAGCAUCAGUUCCCCGGGGAAGAAAAAAAAAAAAGAGAGAAAGCAUUUGAACUUGAACGUUUGGCGUUCCUGAGGUUUGCAGACUGUUGGAGCAUCGGAGGCACCCGAAAGAAUUCAGAGAGCCCAACAAUGUCUCUGUAUUGUGGAACAAUUUGCAGAAGGAAAUCUUUUUGGUGGUAUAGGCUACUGUCAACUUAUGUCAAUAAGACACGAUAUUUAUUUGAAUUGAAGGAAGAUGACGAGGCCUGUAGGAAAGCUCGGCAGACUGGAGUGUUUUACCUCUUUCAUGAUCUGGCUCCUUUGCUGCAGACUUCAGGACGGCAAUACCUGGUCCCCCGGCUUAGCCAAGCAGAGUUGGAGAGGCUGCUGGGCAAGUUUGGACAGGAUUCACAAAGAAUAGAAGAUUCAGUGCUGAUUGGAUGCUCCAACCAGCAUGAGGCGUGGUUUGCUCUGGAUCUAGGUCUGAGUAGCGCAUCCUCCAUCCACAAACCUGAAGUGGAGGCAGAGCUCGGAGGUUCUUUCAUCAGUCUGAGGCGGGCUCUUUCUCAGCUGAGCUCCAUGGAUUCCUCCUUGCUGUUCACGGCUCGGGCUCUUCUCCGCUGGCAAGAUGGUCAUCAGUUCUGCAGCAGAAGUGGGCAGCCCACUAAGAAGAACGUGGCUGGCAGCAAGCGAGUGUGUCCUUCCAAUAACAUCAUCUAUUAUCCACAGAUGGCCCCUGUGGUGAUCACCCUGGUGACAGAUGGAGCCCGGUGCCUACUUGCCCGCCAGAGCUCCUUUCCCAAGGGAAUGUAUUCUGCCCUGGCAGGCUUCUGUGAUAUAGGUGAAAGUGUGGAGGAGGCCAUCCGGCGAGAAGUUGCAGAAGAGGUGGGCCUGGAAGUGGAAAACCUGCAGUACUCCACGUCCCAGCACUGGCCCUUUCCCAAUAGCUCGCUCAUGAUUGCUUGUCAUGCAACCGCAAAACCAGGGCAGACAGAGAUCCAGGUGAACCCGAGAGAACUAGAAGCAGCUGCCUGGUUCAGUCUGGAUGAGGUGGCCGCAGCCCUGAUGAGAAAGGGCUCCUUUAUUCAGCAACAGAGUGAUGCUCUCCCACUGCUGCUGCCCCCCAAGUUAGCUGUUGCCCACCACAUGAUUAAGACGUGGGUGGAAACACAGACCUGUUCUUCCCUGGCUGCUUAGCUCAAGUCAGGCCAUCUAGAUCCCUCCCAAGCAGCUGAAGGGCAUGCAGAGGAGGUGGCAGAGCCUGCUCCAGGGAGCUCUGAGGAGUUCCUGUUAAUAAAAGAGGUUCCGACUAAUGAACAACCAAAAAUGUCAGUAUAACCUGGAUAGAACAUCCUGUACCCGCACUUGUCCAGCUGCUCUGAAGGCUGAGGCAAGAGCGUCACUUUUUCCUAACAACCUGGGAAACACAUCGAGACUGUCUCUGGCAAAGCAGAAGUCUAAGGAAAGCGUUGAUUGAUGAGAGGCUAACUAUGACAAGCUGAGGGAAGGUGCUGACUUGUUUGGUGGGGGUCAUUUUCUCCGUGGCUGUAGGAGCAAACACUUUCCAGCGUGUGGCUCAUUGAUGUUGCAUUUACAGGAACUGCCGAAUGUGCCUGGGGUAAUUUAUCUUAGUAUCUAAACUACUGACAAAUCUCAACUCACAUUUGAAUUGCUUCUGUCCCCACAAAAAAAUAACAUAAAUAAUGUUUUUGAAUUUG
Messenger RNA from Alexandromys fortis (reed vole), 1735 nucleotides. RefSeq names its product nudix hydrolase 13 (gene Nudt13). The transcript has 9 exons. NCBI's taxonomy places the organism in Eukaryota, Metazoa, Chordata, Mammalia, Rodentia, Cricetidae. The coding region runs from base 168 to 1214 and encodes 348 amino acids. Gene Ontology annotation, molecular function: metal ion binding; hydrolase activity. The record is from RefSeq and is a predicted model, not a curated record.